AUGUCCCACCUCGUGGUGCGCGGCCGACGGAUCAACUGGACUCUGGUGCUGGUGUUGGGGUAUCUCUUUUACCUCCUCCUGGGGGCCAUGGUGUUCCAGCUGCUGGAGAAGCAGGCAGAGGCCCAGUCUCGGUACCAAUUCCAGCUGGAGAAACUCAAGUUCCUGCAGAACUACACGUGCUUGGACAAGCAAGCCCUGGAACAGUUUGUGCAGGUCAUCCUGGAAGCAUGGGAGAAAGGGGUCAACCCAGAAGGAAACUCUACCAACCCCAGCAACUGGGACUUCAGCAAUUCUUUCUUUUUUGCAGGAACCGUUGUCACAACUAUAGGUUACGGUAACUUGGCCCCCAGUACGGUGGCUGGGCAGGUGUUCUGUGUGUUUUAUGCCUUGUUUGGGGUGCCGCUUAACCUGGCCUUUCUCAAUCAGCUGGGGAAAGGACUCAACGCACACCUGAUCCCUCUGGAGAGAUGGGUGCACAAGCCAGGCCGUGCUCGGGUAGUGCAGACACUGGCAUUGGCCCUCUUUCUGACCGCCGGGACCUUGCUUUUUCUAGUAUUCCCACCUAUGAUCUUCAGUUAUGUAGAAGGCUGGAGCUAUGGAGAAGGCUUCUACUUCACCUUCAUCACCCUCAGCACCAUUGGAUUUGGGGAUUAUGUAGUAGGCACAGAUCCUAACAAGCACUACAUCUCGAUGUACAGGAGCCUGGCGGCAAUUUGGAUUGUUUUUGGCUUGGCCUGGCUCGCUCUGGUCUUUAACUUGGGAGCUGACCUGAUGGAAAAAUUCCUUCAGUUAAAGUGGCACAAGCCUGGCACAGCAGAAGAAGCCAUUACCAAGAUGGAGGAUGACCCUGAUCAACCCAGAAUCCACAUACCUAGCUGA
Molecule: messenger RNA, 879 nt
Organism: Emys orbicularis (European pond turtle)
Lineage: Eukaryota; Metazoa; Chordata; Testudines; Emydidae
Gene: KCNK16
Product: potassium two pore domain channel subfamily K member 16
Exons: 5
Coding region: 1-879 (292 amino acids)
Biological process (GO): potassium ion transmembrane transport; stabilization of membrane potential
Cellular component (GO): plasma membrane
Molecular function (GO): potassium ion leak channel activity; outward rectifier potassium channel activity
Source: RefSeq, a predicted model, not a curated record